Messenger RNA from Morone saxatilis (striped sea-bass), 1966 nucleotides. RefSeq names its product hyaluronidase 3 (gene hyal3). Gene Ontology annotation, cellular component: acrosomal vesicle. NCBI's taxonomy places the organism in Eukaryota, Metazoa, Chordata, Actinopteri, Moronidae. Gene Ontology annotation, biological process: carbohydrate metabolic process; hyaluronan catabolic process. Gene Ontology annotation, molecular function: hyalurononglucosaminidase activity. The transcript has 7 exons. The record is from RefSeq and is a predicted model, not a curated record. Bases 204 to 1571 code for a protein of 455 amino acids.
GACAGUCAUGAACAGUCACUUUCUUUUUAUCUUACGUGUUAUUAUCAGUCAACAGCCAGUUUCCUGUUGCAUCUUUGUAACAUCCCUUUUUUUGUCUGAAUGUGAAAUUGCAUUGAGUAGGCAGUACCAAGUUCAUAGUCGUUUGACAGCCGUUCAGCUUCAGAAUCUCUCUCUCGGAAGGACACAUCAGUGGGUGAGCAGCCAUGGUGCUGCCUCACCUCCUUCCCCCCUUCCUCCUCUUCCUCCUCUUCCUCCUCACCCUCCAAACUUCCACCCAUGGAGUUGCCCUCUCCCACAGCCCCCUGCCUGCUGUGGCUGCAGCAGGUCCGAUCCUGCAGGACCGGCCCUUCGUUGUGGUGUGGAACAUGCCCACGGCACGGUGUCAGAAACGCUACAACAUCCACCUGAACCUGGGAGACUUCGAUAUUGUGGAGAACCAAAAGCAGCGCUUCCAGGGACAGAAAAUGACCAUCUUCUACCGUGACCGCUUGGGGAAAUAUCCAUACCUCUCCCGAGAUGGCGGGAAGAUGAACGGAGGGUUACCGCAGCUUGGUGACCUCUCAGCUCACCUUUCCCUGGCGCUGACGCAGAUGUCCAGCGUGCUGCAGCCAAACUUCACCGGUUUAGCCGUUAUUGACUGGGAAGAGUGGCGGCCAUUGUGGGAGAGAAACUUUGGAACCAAGAUGGAGUACCGGAGGCUGUCCAAGCUGCUGGUGAAACAGGCGAGACCGGAUUUGUCAAACGAGGCCAUGACAGCGUUGGCAAGGCAAAAGUUUGAGGAGAGCGCUCGGAAGUUCAUGGAAGAGACGCUGCGGUCGGCAGUCAGAGAUCAUCCCAGGGGACUCUGGGGGUUUUAUGGUUUUCCUGCCUGCUUUAAUAAGCAUAAGAGAAAAACAGACAAAAGCUACACAGGACGCUGCCACAGGGGGACCAAAAAGCAAAAUGACCGGCUGUCCUGGCUCUGGUGGCAGUCCACCGCGCUCUAUCCCAGUGUCUACCUGCCACAGAGGCUGGCAGGAUCCAUGGAUGCAGCUCUGAUGGUCAGACACAGGCUGCUGGAGGCUUUGAGAGUGGCAUCAGUUUGGCACAAUACCAAUCAUGCCACACCUGUCCUUCCCUACGCCAGACUAGCAUUCACACACUCUCUAACCUUUCUUAAUAAGACAGACCUGGUGCACACACUGGGGGAGAGUGUGGCGCUGGGAGCUGCUGGAGUGGUGCUGUGGGGAGAGCUGAAAUUUGCCAAAUCCAAGCAACAGUGCAUCCUUCUCAGAGACUACAUACACACCGUCUUGGGUCCCUUCGUCCAGUCGCUGAGGUCUGACACUCAACGCUGCAGCCUCCAGCUUUGCCACGGAAAUGGCCGCUGCGCCAGGCAACGCCCCAGCUCUGGCCACAUGCUCUCCUCGGUUCCGGUUAUGACCUCUGACCCCAAUGAAAUCAAUCUCCUCCCUGACCCCUCCCGUGGGAAAUCUUUCCACAACCACUUCAUGUGUCUGUGCUACCCAGGCUGGACUGGGCAGGAGUGUCAAGAGAAGAAGAAGAAAGAAAACAUACAGAACGACAAGUAACUUAAACCUUUCUAUCGAGGUGCCAUCAGUCAGCAUUAAUAGAACACCAAUGAGACUUAUAUGAGACAAUGUAGACUUAAUGAAUUGACAGCUCCUUUAAAUAAUUUAAAAAAUAAAUUAUAAUAAACGUGAAUUUAUCAGUGUUUAUUUAGCAUGUUUUUAAAAAGGGUGAAAUUACAAAAAGAUCCAUAAACCAAAAAUGUGGAUUAAAAUGGAUUUGACUGAAAUGCAAACACGUCUCUGUUUAAGUAUUAUUUUAUUUAGAUAUUCUCCAGCACUCUGUUUUCUUCAUUUCUUCAAUAGUUAAAAGUUCCCUGUGUGUUUCUAUUAUAGAGGUUAAGUAGUUAUACUUUAAAGGUCCAGUGUGUAGGAUUCAGUGGCAUCCAGUGGUGAAG